Messenger RNA from Ctenocephalides felis (cat flea), 1629 nucleotides. Its product is annotated as insulin receptor-like. The record is from RefSeq and is a predicted model, not a curated record. Gene Ontology annotation, biological process: positive regulation of kinase activity; glucose homeostasis; multicellular organism development. Lineage: Eukaryota; Metazoa; Arthropoda; Insecta; Siphonaptera; Pulicidae. Gene Ontology annotation, molecular function: insulin receptor substrate binding; insulin receptor activity; ATP binding. Gene Ontology annotation, cellular component: axon; membrane; insulin receptor complex.
GUGGCAGAUAUUAAGCCGAUAGUAAAAGAAGAAAUAUUUCCCGCAAGUUCAGAUAACACUUGCAAUUGUUCAAGCAACGAAAUUGAGAACAAGCCUAAAAUAAUCGGGCAGGCUGAAGCUGAUAAUAGCAUCUCAUUUGAAGACCAAUUGCAGAAUCAAGUCUAUAUAAAAUAUGAGAAGCCAAAUCCGGAUCGAUAUAAACGAAUGAUUUUGGAUUCGGAUGUUCAAUUGGCUAAAGAAAGAUAUUCUGAAGAAUCGCAGAGAAACUAUAUGAUAGAAUCAAAUGCAACAUCGAGUGCAAAUCCAAAUACAAGUAUUCAUCCACAAAUCAAAACGAACGGCACUUCGUUUGUGAUAAAAAAUUUGAAGCACUAUGCUCUGUAUAGCAUAAGUCUGCGCGCAUGCCGGGAAAGAGUAGCUGCAGAUAAGGAUAAUAAACUUUGCAGUGAAAGCAAAAUGAGAAAUGAAAGAACUCUCAAGCUCGAGGGUUCUGAUGAUAUAACUGUAUUUCGCGCACAAGUUAUUUCUACAAAUCAAAGUCUGGGCGAAGUAGUAGCUUCAUGGGAAGAACCCAAAGAGCCUAAUGGUCUAAUAUAUAUGUACCAAAUAGAGUAUAACCGAGUGGAUUUAAUUGAUGCAAAACCUGUUCCAAUAUGCGUGACACAGCAAGAUUUUAUAGACAGGAAUCGUAUGUAUGCAAUUAAGAAUUUAACUCCAGGAAAUUAUAGCAUUCGUGUAAUGGCCGUCUCAAAAGCUGGAAAUGGAAAAUAUUCCGAAAUGAAAUACUUUUUGAUAAUGGAACCAUCUACUGGCCUAACUUCUGGCGAAAUUGUUGGAUAUACUUUUCUUGCACUACUUCUUUCAUUUAUAUUAUCCAUUUUGGCAUAUUUUGUGCACAGAAAGUAUUUUUCUCCGCCUAGCAUUAAGUUAAUCACUUCUGUUAAUCCUGAAUAUGUCAGUAUGCAGUACCAACCUGAUGAAUGGGAAGUUCCCCGAGAGAAAAUAAAAUUGAUAAGGGUGGGUCAAGGCUCUUUUGGAAUGGUGUACGAGGGUAUAGCUUGCGAUUUAGUACAAGGCAACAGUGAAAUCAAAUGUGCGAUUAAAACUGUGAAUGAGCACGCCACGGAUCGCGAGCGCAUUGAGUUUUUGAACGAGGCAUCUGUCAUGAAAGCGUUUGAUACUGCCCAUGUGGUACGCCUGCUUGGAGUUGUUUCCCGUGGUCAGCCUACUUUAGUGGUUAUGGAAUUGAUGGCCAAUGGUGAUCUCAAAAGCUAUCUUCGCUCUCAUCGUCCAGAUAGUGAUGUGUAUGAUCCGGAGAUUUGCGUACAACCACCAACACUUAAGAGAAUUUUACAGAUGGCUAUUGAAAUAGCUGAUGGAAUGGCAUAUCUUUCAGCAAAAAAAUUUGUGCAUCGAGAUUUAGCAGCUAGGAAUUGCAUGGUUUCAGAAAACCUAACUGUAAAGAUUGGAGAUUUUGGUAUGACGCGAGAUAUUUAUGAAACAGAUUAUUAUAGGAAGGGUACCAAAGGUCUUCUGCCUGUGCGCUGGAUGGCACCUGAAUCAUUAAAAGAUGGUGUAAGUUGUUUUAUAUUUUUAUGAAUUUUUUUUUCGAAGCAAAAAUGUUUCACU